This is a messenger RNA of Penicillium griseofulvum, 11964 nucleotides long. Its product is annotated as Acyl transferase/acyl hydrolase/lysophospholipase. NCBI's taxonomy places the organism in Eukaryota, Fungi, Ascomycota, Eurotiomycetes, Eurotiales, Aspergillaceae. Gene Ontology annotation, molecular function: 3-oxoacyl-[acyl-carrier-protein] synthase activity; phosphopantetheine binding; fatty acid synthase activity. The coding region runs from base 1 to 11964 and encodes 3987 amino acids. Gene Ontology annotation, biological process: secondary metabolite biosynthetic process; fatty acid biosynthetic process. The transcript is spliced from 7 exons. The record is from RefSeq and is a predicted model, not a curated record.
AUGACAGGUGAUCUUGAGCAUAUCGGGGAACCGAUUGCCAUCGUGGGAAGUGCUUGCCGCUUUCCUGGCGAUGCAACAACACCCUCCAAGCUAUGGGACUUGCUCAAAGAACCUCGAGAUGUUCUUAGCGAGAUUCCAGAAAGCCGCUUCAGCACCAAAGCCUUCUACCAUCCCGAUGGCCUUCACCAUGGCACUACAAACGUUCGACACUCCUAUUUGCUGUCCGACGAUCACCGACUCUUUGACGCCCAAUUCUUCGGAACCAAACCAGUGGAAGCAAACUCGAUUGAUCCCCAACAAAGACUAUUGCUCGAGACGGUCUACGAGGGACUUGAAACCUCUGGAAUUCCCAUGGAAAAGCUCCAAGGGUCUAACACCGCUGUAUACGUUGGUUUGAUGACCAACGACUAUGCCGAUAUGCUAGGACGGGAUGUCCAGAACUUCCCGACAUAUUUUGCAUCAGGAACUGCUCGAAGCAUUCUAUCCAAUCGAGUUUCCUACUUUUUCGACUGGCGCGGACCUUCCAUGACCAUCGACACGGCCUGUUCUUCUAGCCUAAUUGCCCUACACCAGGCUGUACAGAGCCUGCGAAGUGGCGAGACUGAUGUUGCCGUCGCAGCAGGCACCAACCUUCUGCUAGGACCGGAGCAAUACAUCGCAGAGAGCAAGCUAAAGAUGCUCUCCCCAACCGGCCGCUCGCGCAUGUGGGAUAAAGGCGCAGAUGGAUACGCACGUGGUGACGGAAUUGCUGCCGUGAUACUUAAACCCUUAAGUGCAGCAUUGGCGGAUGGGGACCACAUCGAGUGCAUCGUUCGGGAGACAGGUGCCAAUCAAGACGGUCGCACCAAAGGAAUUACGAUGCCAAACCCCAUGGCCCAAGCAGAGCUUAUUCGGACGACGUAUGCUCGAGCUGGACUCGAUCUGUCGAAACCCACCGACCGACCACAAUAUUUCGAGGCUCAUGGUACCGGAACUCCAGCAGGUGAUCCAGUUGAGGCGGAGGCCAUUAGCACUGCAUUCUUUGGACAAGCAGCCAAAUACCAGCGCGAUCGUAACCAGGAGGACCCCUUGUAUGUUGGGUCCAUCAAAACAAUCAUUGGCCAUACCGAGGGCACGGCUGGAUUGGCAGCUGUCCUCAAAGCAUCGCUUGCUUUACAACAUGCUGUCAUCCCACCCAAUCUACUACUCAACGAGUUGAGUUCCACGGUUCGUCCGUUCUAUAACGACCUUCAGAUCCUUCAAGUCGCGAAAGAGUGGCCUCAACUGCCAGAAAACACCCCUCGCCGUGCCAGUGUCAACAGCUUUGGCUUCGGUGGUGCAAAUGCGCAUGCAAUUCUGGAAGGAUUUGAUGCGCGCCUGCUUGGUGGUGGUCGGAACGCCGCACAUACCAGCUCGGCGGCUGCAUUACCAUUCAAUUUCUCCGCCGCAUCUGAAAAAUCGCUUCUCGCCAACAUUGCAGCAUACUCGGCAUAUUUGCGAAAUCACUCGAAUGUGAAUAUCCGUGACUUGUCGUGGACAUUGAAUACUCGGCGUUCCACUUUGCCGAUUCGGUUGUCGGUAUCCGCAUCGAGCACAGAAGAGCUUGCUGCAAGGCUGGAUGAAGCGGUAGCCUCCUCGACAAUAACACCAAGCACGCAGACAAGCAGUAUCCGUGAACCAAAACUCCUUGGAGUGUUCACAGGCCAAGGUGCACAGUGGGCAAGGAUGGGUGCUGAGUUGGUCGAAAGCUCACCAAUGGUCAGUGACUGCAUCGCCCAUCUCGAUCGGUCUUUGCAGGAACUCCCUACUGAGCAUCGCCCUAGUUGGUCGCUGAGGGACGAGCUUAUUAAAGACAAGUCUUCAUCUCGUAUUGGAGAGGCGGCGUUUUCGCAGCCUCUUUGUACAGCGGUUCAGAUUGCGUUGGCUCAACUUCUCCGGACCGCCAAUCUGAAACUCACUGCUGUUGUUGGCCAUUCGUCUGGUGAGAUUGCCGCAGCUUAUGCCGCAGGUUAUCUAAACGAAGAGGAUGCAAUCCGUAUAGCUUAUUACCGGGGAUGGUCUCUUCAAUACGCAAACGACCAGGAAGGUCAGAAAGGGGCAAUGAUGGCCGCAGGAACAUCAUACGAAGAUGCAAACGAGCUGUGCGGGAUGCCAUCACUCGAGAGCAGAAUUUGUGUGGCAGCUAGCAACUCCUCUGCCAGCGUCACACUUUCCGGGGACGCCGAUGCGAUCGAAGAGGCUAGGGAGAUCCUUGAAGAUGAGAAGAAAUUUGCUCGUAUGUUGAAAGUGGAUAAAGCUUAUCACUCACACCAUAUGCUUUCCUGCUCAGCUCCUUAUAUCGCAGCGAUCCGCAAGUGUGGUAUAAGCAUUCAACGCCCACCGAGUGGCAGUCCGACCUGGAUCUCUAGUGUGUAUGGCGACAAUAUCAAAAACGUGAAUGAUAAUCUUGCCGACACAUACUGGAGCAACAACAUGGUGAAUCCGGUACUAUUCUCUCAAGCUGUUACUUAUGCCGUUGCUGCAGCUGGGCCAUUUGAUAUGGCCUUGGAGAUUGGCCCUCAUCCAGCGUUGAAAGGACCUGCACUACAAACGAUUCAAGAAGUGUCUGGCCAGACACUGCCUUACACCGGGACCUUGAACCGUGGCAAAAAUGACACCGAGGCUCUGUCAUCCGCACUUGGAGCCCUGUGGAUUGCCUUGGGUGACAGUGUCGUGGACUUCGCAGGGUUUGAAAUGAAGGCAAUGCAAAAGCAACACGCUCAAACCCCAGAGCUUCUCAAGGGCCUUCCAUCAUAUUCAUGGGAUCAUGAUCGGGUUUACUGGCACGAGUCUAGAUCAUCUAACGCAAUACGCACUGAGAAGGAAUCAUUCCACUCACUACUGGGUGUCAAAUGCCCCGACGGGACAGACAGUGAGCUGCGCUGGCGCAACUAUCUUCACCCUAGGGAGGUUUCUUGGCUGGCACAUCACCAGGUCCAAGGUCAAAUGGUAUUCCCUGCAGCUGGGUAUAUAUCUGCGGCGGUUGAGGCUAUAAUUCAAAGGUAUGGUCUGGAUUCUGUGCAACUGAUUGACUUCCAUGAUGUGGUCAUCGGACAAGCAUUAGUGCUUGAAGAGAAUGGGGGAGUGGAAACAAUUUUCAGACUUUCGAUCGAUCAAGUUCAGGAUAAUAUUGUGUCUGCAUCCUUUGCCUGCCAUUCCGACGCCAACAAGGGGUCGUCCAACAUGUCUCUUCACGCAUCUGCCAUCCUGAAAAUUAUUUUGGGCGACCCCAAACACGAUAUCCUCCCACCACAUGCCAAGCCGCAAGGUUCAUUCCUGGAACUAGAAGGCGACAGAUUCUACAACUCAGUUUCCGAACUUGGGUUUGGCUACACUGGACCCUUCCAGGCCCUUUCGAGCUUGCGCAGGAAAAUGGACGAGGCAUCGGGUUUGAUCGCUGUCCCAGUGGACCCCGAAACGGAAAAGCCAUUGAUCAUUCACCCUGCCUCUCUUGAUGGAGCUAUCCAGUCCAUCAUGCUGGCUUAUUCCUUCCCAGGGGAUGGUCGUCUACGUACCCUUUACCUUCCAACUCGAAUUGAUAGGCUUCGUCUCAACCCCAGCGCCUGUGUCGCUCUUGGUGCCCCCGGUGCAGAACUGCCAUUCUAUUCUGCAGUCACGGAUGCCCGCUUCGCCGAACUCUCUGGCGAUGUUGACAUGUUUUCCGCAGAUGGUAGACAUACUUUGGUGCAACUUGAAGGACUUCAUACUACACCCUUGAGUCCAUUAACAUCCACCAACGAUGUUCCGUUUUUCACGGAAGUGAUCUGGGAUGUCGAUAGACCCACUGUACAACAAAAAAACGAAGCUGGAGACAUGCUUUCCCAAGACCGUGCUCUGGGGAUUGAUCUCGAACGUGUCGCCCACUUUUACUUGAAGAACCUCAGAAAUUCGCUUCAGCACUCCGAUCGUGCGAAUGCUACUUGGAACCAUAAACACUUCCUUUCCUAUGUGGAUCAUUGUACAACAUCCGUUGCCAAUGGCCAACAUAAAUUCGCAAAGCCGGAAUGGGCCAAUGAUACCAUGGACAACAUUACUCCAAUUCUGAACCGUCACCCCAACAGCCUCGAUAUCACAGCCCUGUGUGCAGUGGGUGAAAAUCUUUCCGCUGUCAUUUGGGGAGAUAUGAAUUUGCUUGAAGUCCUGACGCGGGACAACAUGCUAGCGAAAUUCUAUGCCAAAACGCUUGGAAUAGAUGCAUACUUGGAUAGUAUCGCUCAGAUAGCUCGUCAGAUUGGACACAGAUACCCGCAUAUUAACGUUUUGGAGAUUGGGGCUGGCUCUGGCGCUACUUCGGAAAGAGUCAUGCAUGCGAUGGGCUCAUCGUUUGCGUCAUACACAUACACAGAUAUUUUGGACUCACAGUUCGACGACGCACGUGAAAGAUUCACCGAGUAUCGAUCUAGAAUGGCAUUCAAGGUGUUGGACAUCGAGAAGGACAUCGACGAACAAGGCCAUGAACAGGGUUGCUUUGACCUUGUCAUUGCUUCUUUGGCCUUGUACGCCACCAGAAACCUCGAGGCGACCCUCACGAAUGUUCGUCGGCUACUCAAGCCUGGUGGUUAUCUGGUUAUGCUCGAACUCACGGACUCUGAUGUCAUGCGCUUCGGGCUCAUUCUGGGUGGCCUACCAGCUUGGUGGUUAGGCUACGAGGAGGGACGGACAUUAUCCCCUUGUGUAUCGGAGGCCAAAUGGGAAGGACUGAUGCAGAAGACUGGAUUUUCUGGUUUCGAAGCCUUGGUGUCGUCUUCUAGAACCUCGCCUUUGCCAUUCUCCGUCAUGGUCACUCAGGCUGUCGAUCACCGUGUCAAUUUCCUCCGUAACCCCCUGGCAACUAAUCAUUUGACGCUGGGUGUGGACUCGUUGACAAUCAUCGGAGGCAAAACCCCCUUGACUGCUGAUAUGGUCGCCAAUAUCGCAACCACGGUCCGUCCCCAUUACAAAAGUAUCUACACGGCCAGUUCUUUAGGCGACCUUGUCUCAGCAAACCUGCCGGUAAUGGGAUCAGUGAUUAGUUUGAUUGAAUUGGAUGCGCCAGUCCUGAAAAACAUGUCUUCUAGGGAUCUAAAGUCAUUCCAAGAGCUGUUCAAACAAAGCAAAAAUGUUCUAUGGCUAGGAUACGGUGCCCAAGGUGACAACCCCUAUGGCAACAUGUUUGCAGGAGUUCAACGCACAUUGGCUAUGGAGAUGACUCACCUCCACAUCCAUUUCUUCAACCUUCAUUCGCUGCAUGAUGCUGAUCCCCAUAUUAUCGCAACUAAGCUCCUUCAUUUGGAAGCUGCCGAAAUCUGGGAUCAGAGUGGGGAGCUCGAUGGGAUCUUGUGGUCCAACGAGAGGGAGCUGAUGCUGGAGAAUGGACAAUUCAAAGUUCCUCGUUUCCGUCUCAACUCCGGCCGAAAUGAUCGCUACAAUUCCUCAAGGCGUCUCAUCAUUAAAGAAGUUGAACGUGCGACAUCUGUGGUCACCAUUCUACCAACAGACCUCGGAUAUCAAAUCGAAGAAAAAGACACGCGAGCCUCAUCCUCUUUCUUGGAAGACGUGAAGAUUGAUGUGACUCACUCUUUGCUUCGUGCUGUACGGACCACUCCAUCAGAUUAUUACUUCUUGGUGAUUGGAAAGAAUGCCUCGAAUGGUGACCAUGUGAUCGCCCUGUCACAUACUCUGGACUCUCAAGUCCGUGUCCCGCAUGGCCUGUCGGUGCGAUGUGGAGAUUCCGAAGACCUAGGAAUUCGAUCAAUGCUCACACUCUAUUUCCAUGUCCUUGCUCUCUCAAUGUUGCAACAGCUUCAGCCGGGGAAUACACUUGCUGUGUUAGACCCCGACUUCUCUCUGUCACCCGUCCUGACGAAAUACGCCAACGAAAAAGGUGUUCAGCUUGUCCUUUUGACCACAAAUGAGGGACAUUGCUCGUGGCCAUGGAUUCCAGUGCACCCAAAUUCUACUCGGCGGGAACUAUCAAGCAAGUUACCCAGGAAUAUUUCACGCCUUGUCAGUAUGGGUGGCACCUCUGAUGUGACCGCACUCCUGAAGACAUGUUUGCCGACUGGCUGCCAAUUUGAAAGCGAGACUACCCUGACUGCAGACUGCUCCCAAUCCCAGUUCACCUCAGACAGAGGCCAAUCAGCCAUGCAGCUCCAAAAUUGCUGGAACAGAGCGCAGUAUGACCUCAUGCCAGUCAAUAUGCACAAGUUUGCUCCUUUAGGACUCCAGGACCUAAUACGUGCACAGUCUCCACUGGCAGAGCAGUCUUUAAUUGCAUGGGGUGAAUCACAACUUGCUGUCCAGGUUCGCCCUGCUACCAAACAGGUCAAAUUUUCGAAAGACAAAACCUACUGGCUAGUAGGACUGACAGGCGGGCUGGGUUUGUCGCUUUGCCAGUGGAUGAUUGGGCAGGGCGCACGAUACAUCGCGAUAUCAAGUCGAAAUCCAAAAAUUGGUGACCAAUGGCUGCAGCGAAUGGCUGCCAAUGGGUGCACUGUCCGAGUCUUCUCUAAUGACAUAAUGAAUCGGGAAUCCGUUCAGGCAACGUAUCGCAAUAUCAGCGCAACUAUGCCUCCCAUCGCCGGUGUCGCACAGGGUGCCAUGGUGCUUCAGGACACAAUGUUCAUCGAUUUAGAUCUCCCCCGCCUCGAGAAGGUGCUAGGUCCUAAAGUCGAAGGUAGUAUAUUGCUGGACGAAUUGUUCCCAGAGGACACGUUGGACUUUAUGGUCUUCUUUUCGUCGAUGGCUGCUAUGACAGGAAACCCUGGACAGGUUGCGUAUAAUGCCGCGAAUAUGUUCAUGGCAAGUCUGGCAGCCCAGCGCCGAAACCGUGGCUUGGCAGGGCAUGCCAUCAACAUUGGAGCAAUCGUCGGUAACGGCUAUGUGACUCGAGAGCUUAACAUGGGCCAACAGUCAUAUCUUUACCGAGUCGGCCAUGCAUGGAUGUCUGAGCAAGACUUCCAUGAGGUAUUUGCCGAAGGCGUCCUCACCUGCUUGGAGCGUAAAGGAACCGCUGAGUUGUGCUGUGGACUCAGAAUCGAUGAUGAUGAGUCCAAGAGUUGGGCUUCUAACCCAAUGUUCCAACAUCUUGUCUACAAGUCUAGCAAUCUUGUGGUGGCAGAUAAGAAAGGGAAAUCUGGCGUGUUAAUAAAAACUCGGUUGUUUGAGGCAACAUCAAAUGAUGAAGUUAUCGAGAUCUUGCAAGAUGGCUUUUUGUUGAAGCUCCAGUCAGCCCUUCAGGCUGACCCAAGCAAGCCUAUGUUGGAUAUGAGUCCAGACGAGCUUGGUGUGGACUCGUUGGUUGCCGUUGACCUUCGAUCGUGGUUCCUCAAGGAGUUGGGUGUCGACAUGCCGGUGUUGAAAAUCUUCAACGCGGCGUCCAUUCGCGAGCUUCUGGCCACUGCCGCAGAAACUCUGCCAGAAGCAUUGAUUCCUAAUUUGAUUUCAGGCGAACAGUCUGCCAAACCUCCGGGGAACCAACCCAAUCCUUCACUGGCUGCCACAGCUCCACCCACAGAUUUGCCCGUGGAUAUAAUCAUUCCAGAUACUAGAGCCAGUUCCGUGGAAUUGAAAUUUGCGCUCCCAGACGCAACGAACGGGUAUAGUGGCAGCUCAGCGACGUCUUUAAUCACUGGAGACUCGAAUUCUGACCACAAUGACGAUACUUCCUCAUCCGUUUUUACUGACGACGGCGAGAUGGGCACACCAAAACGUGAAAUUCAAAGGACCGUGCCAAUGUCUUACGGGCAGUCGCGCUUCUGGUUUCUAGAGCAUCUGGUCGAGGACAAGACUGUAUUCAAUAUUACACCGACGUUCGAGUUGUCUGGUCGCCUAAAGAUUGAGGAUUUUGCGAAUGCUAUUCGAACCGCCGGGCAACAUCACGAAGCUUUGCGUACUUUCUUCUUCACCGACAAUGAACAAAAUCACAUGCAAGGAAUUUGGACGAAAUCUUCUUUGCAGUUGGAGAGAGCUGAAAUCUCGACCGAGACAGAAGUGGAAGAGGCCUCGAAGCAGAUGAAGGCACACGUGUUCAAUCUUUCCGAUGGCGAGAUCAUGCGCAUUCAAUUGCUAUCGCUCAACCAAGAAAAGCACUGGCUAAUCUUUGGCUUCCAUCAUAUUAACAUGGAUGGCAUUAGCUUCGAAGUAUUUUGGUCAGACGUGGAAAAGGUGUAUCAAGGUCAAACCAUUUCCCAAGAUGGGCUUCAAUACGCAGACUUUACUAUGCGCCAGCUUCGUGAAUACGAAGAGGGAGCCUGGGCUGGGGAUCUCGCGUACUGGCGGGCACAGUAUACAGAGGUUCCACCCACACUUCCCCUUCUUCCAUUUUCCCUUCAGCCUAUGCGGCCCAAGGUUGCUCAAUUUGGGUCUCAUACUGCCCAGAUUCGCCUCGAUUCCAGUCUGUCGGAUGCAAUUGAACGGUGUUGCCGGAUGUUCAAAUCCACACCAUUCCACUUCCAUUUGGCGAUCUGGAAGACCCUUCUUCUGCGGUUCUUUGAUCUGAAGGAUAUUUCCAUCGGCCUCGGAGAUGGAAACCGUACAGAUGCCGACGUCUUGCGCAGCAUGGGACUUUUCUUAAACCUUCUUCCUGUGAGGUUCUCUGAACAGCCAGGUCAAUCCUUCGGAGAAUCGCUCAAGGAGGUCCGGAACAUCACGCAGGGUGCAUUUUCCCACUCGCGUGUGCCAUUUGAUGUGAUCUUGACAGAACUCAAUGUUCCACGAUCCGCAUCACACAAUCCCCUAUGCCAAACACUCUUUAACUACAGACCCAAUGUCGAGCAAUCGCGAAGCUUCUGUGGCUGUGUAGCUGAUGGAGAACUUUUGGGCGGCGGCGAAACUUCUUUUGAUCUGGGUCUGGAUGUUGGCAAUGUCGGUGCUGGCGAGACGCUGAUUUACCUAACAGUUCAGAAGAGCCUGUAUGGGGUGGAACAUGCUGAAAUCCUGCUUAGCUCCUAUGUCAAUCUUCUCCAGUCCUUUGUCCAAAAUCCAGCGACUCGGGUGACCUGGCCAGGAUUACAUUAUAACGGUGACAUCCAGAAGGCAGUGGCUGUGGGCCGAGGACCGGAGCUCCGAGAGGAAUGGUCUAUGACUAUCGUCCACCGCUUGGAUGAGAUUGCCUCCCGCUAUCCGGACCGUGUCGCAUUGAAGAAUCACGAUGGGAGCUCCCUGACAUAUGCUGAAGUCCAGCGUCGGGUUGAUGUUAUCGCCAAUGAGCUAUUGCGCAACGGGGCUGGCGCAGACACCCGUGUUGCCGUUUUCCAGUCCCCAAGUUCAGACUGGAUAUGUUCUCUCAUGGCUAUAUUGCGUGUCGGUGGUGCUUACAUUCCAUUGGACAAAAAGGUGGGGAUGGAGAGACUUGCGAUGAUCAUGAAAGAAACUCAAGCACCGGUUGUGUUGGUCGAUACAAACUCCAUGUCUGACUAUGCACUUUUGCACACCUCGGCGAAACCAAUCGAUGCAGGCAGCUUGAAGGGCUCUACAACACGCGACGUCCGAAACAUGGCUGUUCCAAACCAGACAGCAGUGAUCAUGUAUACCAGUGGAUCAACUGGUGUCCCAAAGGGGAUUAUGAUUAGCCAUUCAGCUUAUGCUCACCAUGUUCAGUCAGCCAGCGUCGUCUGGAAACUCAAGCAGGGAACCGAGACCAUUCUGCAUCAAUCUUCCUAUGCGUGGGAUGCGUCUUUGUGGCAGAUCAUGGUCUCCUUAUGCUCUGGCGCGACACUUGUGAUUGCGUCUGAUCUCACACGAGGCGAUCCCGUUGCUCUUACGCGACUAAUUGCAUCGGAGAAUGUGACGUGCACCCUUGCGACACCCACGGAAUACCUCGGCUGGGUGCGUCAUGGUCGCUCCAAUCUGAGUAACUCUCGCUUGUCAACCACGGUAUGUGGUGGUGAAUUCAUGACAAGCGGCCUGAUCAAAGAGAUUAAGAGUCUCAAUCGGCCAGGCCUCAAACUAAUAAAUGCUUACGGGCCGGCGGAGAUCAGUGUUGCAUGUUCGGGCACUGAAGUUCCGUGCAACCUGCAGGAAUCGACUUCGCAAGCUCUUUAUACUCUACCGAACUACUCUGUUUACAUUGUCGACGAGAGCUUGAAUCCAGUUCCUAUCGGGGUUCCUGGUGAAGUUGUUGUUGGUGGGGCAGGAGUUGCCCAGGGCUAUCUUGACGGGACCAAAACGACUGAACGCUUUUCAAAAGAUCGGUAUGCGAGCCGACUUUUCCAGGAGAAAGGCUGGACGACAAUCCACCACACUGGAGAUCGUGGAAAACUUACUCGUGAUGGUGGUCUUAUUCUCCUCGGGCGCAUGGACGGGGACAACCAAAUCAAAUUGAGGGGAAUUCGCAUCAAUAUUGAAGAAAUUGAGAAGGCGAUUAUCAAUUCUUCAUCUGGAGCUAUCACACAGGCUGUUGUGUCCGUUCGUUCAGGUGCAACUCAAUCCGAGGACCAAUUCCUUGUUGCCUUUGCUAUAAUGGCUACCACAUAUGAUUCUAGAAAUGCGCUCCAAUUCCUCACGCACCUUUCCCAGGAGCUGCCCUUGCCCCGUCAUAUGCGACCCGCUGCUAUCAUUCCAGUUGAGAGCAUUCCCCAAAACAAUUCGGGCAAGACUGAUCGCGUCGCAGUCAGCGCACUUCCCAUUCCGUUGAUUUCAUCCCAGCUGCCCAACGACAAUACUCUCACCGAAUUUGAACAGUCACUGCGUCAGCUCUGGCAACAAGCACUACCACGGGAACUUACUACCUUCCACUCAAUCGAAUCUCAGUCCGACUUUUUCCAUGUUGGUGGAAGUUCCCUCGCCCUUGUCAACCUACAAGCUCUAAUCAAGGAGCGCCUUGGUGUAUCUAUGGAACUUUAUCAACUUUUCGAAGCCAGCAGUCUGCGUGGAAUGGCCGCGAGAAUCCAAGACCUAUCUCGCCCCACACUCGAGGAAGAGGUGAACUGGGAUACAGAGGUUGAAGUUGCAUCCGACCUGAGUUCAUCUCUAAAUUACGGCGGUACUCUCAUUAUCCCCUCAGGGGUCAAGACUGUGGUGCUUACGGGAGCAACUGGUUUCCUCGGCAAGGAAAUAUUGCGAGGACUCAUCGCAGAUGAGAACGUCUCGUUCAUCCAUUGUCUUGCUGUUAGGAAACGAUCGUCAGAUUUACCUGAAAUAUUUACCCACCCGAAAGUUCAUUUGCAUUCUGGUGACCUGGGGGCUCCUCAAUUAGGACUCUCGGAAUCUGAGACCAGAUCGAUAUUCUCCUGUGCAGACAUUAUCAUCCACAAUGGCGCGGAUGUGUCUUUCAUGAAAACAUAUCAGACUCUCAAGCUGAUGAAUGUGGCCUCGACCAAGGAACUCGCCAAACUGGCCUUGCUCCGGCGCAUUCCAUUCCAUUUCGUCUCAUCAGCUGGUGUUGCCCGACUCGCUGCCAAGGAAAGCUUCGGAGAGAUGUCUGUGUCCCCAUAUCCUCCUCCGUCUCGGCCAACAGAUGGGUAUAUCGCCGCCAAGUGGGUGAGCGAAGUCUAUCUGGAGCAUGUCAGCCGCCAGUUUGGUCUCCCUGUAUGGAUCCACCGCCCAUCAAGCAUCACCGGGACCGAUGCGCCGGAACUUGAUCUUAUGGGCAAUGUCAUGCGGUUUGCCAAAGAAACCCAGAAACUGCCAGACUCAAGGUCAUGGUCAGGGGUCUUCGAUCUCAUUUCUGUACAGUCAGCUGCCAGCCAACUCCUGAAAGCCGUUCACCAAUCUGGUGUAACUGAACUAGCUACAGGGUCUGUGACUUAUCUUUUUGAAUCUGGCGAGAUGAAGAUUGGGCGUGAUGAGAUCAUGCCAUUGAUGGAAUCGGGCUCCGGCCAGCAGUUCCAGGUCGUUUCUCUCGACGAGUGGGUGAAUGCUGCGGAACAAGCAGGCAUGAGCAUGUUGUUGGGAGAGUACUUGCGCAGGGCUUCUGAUGGGCAAGUCCUCCUCCCUAGGUUGAUUAAGUCUUCUGAGUAUGAAUGA